AAAAAAAGCAGCCAGCAGGCAAGUAGCCUUUUAAAUCUUACUCUCGUUUAGAUUUUCAGAUGAAUCCCGACAAGAGGAACGGUGGGGAGUCUUCAGCAUUUUCCAACUGUAACCUGGAGAAAAUAUUGUACAAGUGUCUCUAAAAUCUGGUUUUGAGUCUGUUGAAUUGGUCAGCCUCUUAUCUGACUUCAGAGUGGCUCCUGGAAUAUGUCACAAUAAAUCCCAGUGGCUGAAUACAGGAUGACAAUUGCAAUUUUUUCCGGCUGUACAUUCUUUCUGAGAAUCAAGAAGUUAACAAUUCUAGAAAAGAACAGACUGAAGAAGUCCAUUAAGGAAAAUGGUGGGCGGAUUGCAUUUGGAUUAAAUCAAGAGUGCACUCAUGUUGUCACUGAAGAUGCUGAUGCACUCAGCCCCAGCCAUCUGAAAACCAUCCAGAAGUAUGAGCUGCCUAUGGUAAAUGUUGAUUUCCUAUGGGAUUCCAUCAAAGAAAGAAAACUUCUACAAUGUGAGAAUUAUGAGCUAUCCCAAACAGUGCCUUGUGAAACAGGUACCGAGACUACCUUAAUGAACGGCGAUGACAGCCCUAAGGAAAAAGAUGUUUCUGAAGAGAAUCACAAGCAUAAAUGGGAUGACAGCAGAAACUUAGAAAAACUGAGAUGGUAUUCAGAUAAAGAUGAAUAUGUUCCAUAUUUUCCUAAAGAGUUUGAGCUUGCAAAAUAUGAUAUCCUUGAAAAGAUUGCAGCACAUGGUGAAUAUGUUGUUCUUGAAAUGCAGUGCUUUCAGCAGGAAUGCAGUUACCCAUUUUGUAUAAGAGCACAUUACAGCAUGCUGGAAGGACGCCCAAAACAAAAACGACUGAUGCCAGCUAAGACCUCAGAAGAAGCUAGAAGACUCUAUGCCCUUUCUAUUCAAGAUUUAAAGAACAUGGGUUUUGAAUUAAGAAAAGAAUUUCCAUAUCAAGCAGACUAUUUAGUAUCAGAAAAAUUACAAGAGAUGCUUAUAGCAGAGGCAGUCAGUUCCAGUGUUUUGUCUGAAGAAGUUGGUAGGUUUGUGGAACUUAUUUGGACCGAAGCAGUUGGACACCUGAAUGGUCUGCUAGAUAAACCCAUAACAAGAAUCAGCCUCAAUGAUGUGAGCAGAGCUGAAGGCAUUCUUCUUCAAGGGAAGAAGUCUUGGGAACAAACAGGAUCUCUGACAGAACUGUCUGCAAUCAUAUCAGAAUUCUAUAAAAUCAUACCCCACAAAAACGUUUUGGAGGAUGCUGUUAGCAAAAAAUCAUUAUAUACUAAACGGGAUCUCUGUCAGCUGAUUAGAGAUAUGCUGAAUAUUAGUGAAAUAAAUAUGUCAGUUCUUAACCCAUCAUCCCUUUCUAAGUAUCGGGCUUUGAGAUGCAGGAUUGAUGCUCUACAUGUGGAAAGUGAAGAGUUUAACAAUGUUAAACACUUGCUGGAACAAAACACCAGUGAAAAUCUAAUACAGGUUUUGAAUAUAUAUAAAGUCAGCAGAGUAACUGAAAGUAUGGUGUUUGAGGAAAAACUUGGCAAUGUUCAAUCUUUAUUCCAUGGAUCAUCUGUUUGCAACUUUGUGGGAAUCCUCUCAAGAGGACUACUUUUGCCAAAGGUAGCUGAAGAUAAUGCCUUUGAAAGAACAGAUUUUGGGUACUUGGGCAGUGGCAUUUAUUUCAGCAACUCUGUAAGAACAAGCAUUAAGUAUUCCCAGCCAUGUGAAACAGAUGGAACUCGACUGUUGCUCAUUUGUGACGUAGCACUUGGAAGUUGUUGGAAGACUAAGCAAUACUGCUACUGUUCAAGUGAAGGACCACCACAAGGUUAUGAUAGUGUACAUGGAGUCAGUAGAACAGAAAAGAAAAAAUCUAUUUUUGAGGAUGAUGAAUUUGCAGUGUACAGAACCAGUCAGGUCAAGAUCAAAUAUGUGGUUCAAUAUAAAUGUGAUAAUGACAAAGUUAAAGAAUUCCAGCCAAUAAUUCAGACUGAAUUAGAAGAGCAGAGGCUAUCUUUUGAGGAUCAUGACCAGCCUAAGGAUUAUACAGUACCGAGCAGUGAUCUGUUGAAUGAUAUUUCUGCUGGCCUACUGGACAGAGCUGGGAAUCCAAUUCCUCUUAAAGAUAUUCAAAUCAAAGGAAGAAUAAUAGACUUUGUAGCAGAGGUUGUGGUGUUUCAGACCUAUGAAAAUGAAACGGAAAGUCCCAUUGAGGCAAAAUAUGUCUUCCCCUUGGAUGAUACAGCUGCUGUGUGUGGAUUUGAAGCAUUCAUUAAAGGAAAGCAUAUAAUAGGAGAGGUUAAAGAAAAGGAAAAAGCACAUCAGGAAUACAGAGAGGCCAUCAGUCGAGGCGAUGGAGCUUAUAUGAUGGAUCAGGAUGCACCAGACAUUUUUACUGUUUCUGUUGGAAACUUGCCGCCUUCAACAAAAGUGCUCAUCAAGAUCACCUACAUCACGGAGCUCAGUUACGAAAAUGGGAAUCUUUGCUUUCGCUUGCCAGCUGCUGUAGCUCCUUGGCAACAAGACAAAGCAUUAAAUGAAAACACGCAGGACUCAGUAAGGAAAAUUUGCAUUAGACAAACAGAAGCAAAAAGAGAAUUCAGCUUAGAAAUGUCUAUUGAAAUGCCCUUCAAAAUCAAUAACAUUAGUAGUUGGACACAUCAGCUUAAAAUAAAGAAAACAGACUGCAAAGCAGUGGUUUCUACAACUGAAGACAGUUUCUUGGACGCUAGUGGCUUUUCAAUGGAAAUCCUGAUUGGUGAUGUAUAUUUGCCCAGAAUGUGGGUAGAAAAACAUCCAGAUGAAAAUAGCGAGGCCUGUAUGCUUGUGUUUCAACCAGAGUUUGAAGUUCCAUAUGAUCAUUUAAGCCUCCAAGGUGAAGCUGUCAUUUGCCUAGAUUGCUCCAAUUCCAUGGCAGGUUCAGCAAUCCAGCAAGCCAAGGAGAUUGCAUUACAGGCUCUAAACUCGUGUCAUUUGACAAGAAAAAUAAGUGUACUCAAAUUUGGGACAAAUUUUGUAGAACUUUGUUCCGAUCUUGAUGAUUCCACUAUGGAUUCCAUAGCUUUGAAAGAAUUUAUCACAUCAUCUUCAGCUACAAUGGGAGAUUCAAACUUAUGGAAGGUACUGCAUUAUCUGAGUUUGCUCUACCCUACUAAAAGCAAGCGCAAUAUUAUUCUUAUAUCUGAUGGACAUAUUCAGAAUGAAGGCAUGACCCUGCAGGUGGUGAAGAAAAAUGCACUGCACACCCGAAUAUUCACAUGUGGAGUGGGUCCUACAGCAAAUCGUCACAUGCUGAGAUCUUUAUCCCACUAUGGAGCUGGAACUUUUGAAUAUUUCGAUGUGAAAUCAAAAUAUAACUGGGAGAGAAAGGUGAAAAGCCAGACAACUAGAAUGUUUUCUCCACAGUGCAGUUCUAUUUCCAUUGAAUGGCAGACUUAUGAUAUACACAAUCCUAAUCUUAGCUUUUCUCCUGCUCAGAUACAUGCUCUGUUUAACCACGAGCGUCUUCUAGUCUAUGGAUUUAUCCUCAAUUGCACAGAGGCCAUUUUAAAGGCACAAGUAAAUAAUCAGGAAUUGUAUACACUGGUUUCUACAUCUGAACUGCAGAAGACAACAGGAACUAUACUCCACAAACUUGCAGCAAGAGCCUUUAUUAGAGACUAUGAACAAGGGAUGCUUGAUGAGAACGAAACAGAGCAUGAGAUGAAAAGAGAACAGCUGAAGUCCAGCAUCAUUGAACUCAGCCUGAAGCACUCCAUUGUGACCCAGUUUACAAGUUUUGUGGCAAUUGAAAAAAGGCAGGCAGAUGAAGACCAAAGUGGUGAUACUUCAGAUCACUUGGAGCCUGUAGCUACACAUGAUGUCGAUAUUUUACCCUACAUAGAAUAUUCAACAGAAGAAAUUGUGGACAAUGAAAGUAUGUUGGAGCAUGACUUUAUAUCUGAUCAUCUUAACUUUGCACCAUUUGAGAUAUUUGACUUCUGCGCCACACCUGCCAAUUACUCUUAUUCUGCGGGUGCUACUUUAGACCCUGGUAUUCCAGUUCAGGAAGUGUCUGGAGUCUUGUGCAAGUCAGUCAGGGAAGAAAUUGCUUUUGAACAACCUCACAGACCCCUUGUUUGUAAAACUGUUUCACCCAAAAAAAAGAAAGCCGUUCCUAAGCAUCUGCUUGCCUUUCAUUCAGAAGGAGAAAUAUUAAAACCUUCAAAAAAAGUGAAGCGAUCUGCUUCUUAUAAAAGAAAGACAGCUGCUUCUGAAACGAAAUUAAAGACAACUCAUUAUGCAGCUAAGUCUUCAGAAGAGAAUUCAUGCCAGGAUAGAGUUCCGAGAUCAUUUAAGGUACCCUUAAGUUCUGUUGACUGGCCUCAGCUCUUCAAGCUUCAAAAUCAGGAUGGAUUUUGGCAACUUACCUUUGAGCUUGGGAUGUUUUUAGAUCUUGAUGUGCAUCAUUUAAUUAAUGUUUCACUUGCAAAAAAUGGAAUUCAGUCACUUGGUCCAAAAGGAAAAGAGAAACUGUUGCAGCUGAUUGCUACCCUUCUAGUGCUCCAGGCUAUAUAUUUCAAACAACUGGGAGGUCUUAUCUUCAAAUCUCUAAUGAAAUUGAAAGAGUCUCCUCCAUCAUGGGUACUUAAUCCAGUAAGGAAAGCAACUGAGUGGGCAAACAAAACGAACCGUGAAUUUCCAGAUAUUUGCCAGCGUCUUCAGCUUGGAAAAGACUGGGAUGAUGCCACUAAAAAGCUCCUGGGUAUUUAAGUAAUGAACACAACAUACUUCAUGCUUCUCUUAAUAAUUGAACACUACUAAGUUUGUUCUUCUCUUACUGAUGAACAUGACACACAAUAAAAGCACACUAUCACUGA
Messenger RNA from Ahaetulla prasina, 4859 nucleotides. It is a transcript of the gene PARP4, whose product is annotated as poly(ADP-ribose) polymerase family member 4. The transcript is spliced from 38 exons. NCBI's taxonomy places the organism in Eukaryota, Metazoa, Chordata, Lepidosauria, Squamata, Colubridae. Gene Ontology annotation, molecular function: NAD+ poly-ADP-ribosyltransferase activity. Bases 241 to 4752 code for a protein of 1503 amino acids. The record is from RefSeq and is a predicted model, not a curated record.